UAGUAUGAUCACAGUGGGGUUCAAGCUAGGGAUAAUGCUUGAAAUAUUCUCUACAACAAUACUUAGAUCGCCUUGUUCAGUGUAAAGCCGUAAAUAUUCAAAUGAAGAAAUUUUGUUAUGAAUUACUAACUCCGCCUUUGUACUCCUCCAUGUUACAGCCUUACAGGCUACAUAUUACUCCCUUCGUUUUUUUUCUUCUCCGAGAACUGGCAUAGAAAUCAAGCAGAGCCUCCCUGAUGAAAUAUAAUGAUCCAUAUUAGGACUGCUUAAGCUUAAGACGACAUUUACACAACAUCUUCCUCAAACAUACCUUAUGAUACCUUCAUCUUAGACACAUAUUUAAACAAAUUGUCAAUCAUUUUGACCUUAGAAGACUGAGUCCUUACUGAUGCCUUGUAUCGUGAAAUCACUGGCCAUUCCCUAGAGUUAACAACCUAAAGAGCGUAAAAACAAACAACAUUAGGUAAUAUGAUAGGAAAUUUUCCUUAGUCAAUUUUUUGGAAAUGACUGUUAAAGGACCAUCUCAACCAAAAGUUUAAACUGAUGGUUGAGGCCUAGGAAUAUGUUUUAUACUCUAUCACUCCUCCUCACAUGAAAGGCCCUUUGGGCUUGAAAUGUGGAUGCAACACAGGCCCACCCAUACCUGAUGCGAAUUAAUUCCACUUUGAAGGAGAGGCGGAUGAGAUUCGAACCCGUGACCUUUGUGUCACGCUGGCUCCGAUACCAUGUGGAAUUAAUUCGGCACCCUUCCCUCCCCAACCCCAGUCCAACUCUCUCCUCAAACUCGGCCCACAGCCCAGCCGACCCACUCCAUGGCCACUAGAGCCAAAUGUGGGAUAUUCAAGCCCAAUCCCAAAUAUCAUCAAGCUCAUGUCACUACUCCUGCUAUCUCACCUUUGCCUAAAAACCCGAAAGUUGCUAUGCUUGAUCAUAAUUGGAAUACGGCCAUGCUUGAGGAAUAUAAUGCUCUUACUAAACAGCACACUUGGGAUCUUGUUCCAAGACCAGACGGGGUGAAUAUUAUUCGCUGUAUGUGGUUGUUUAAACACAAAUACAGGGAAAAUGGUGAAUUAGAAAGACACAAAGCAAGACUUGUUGUAAAUGGCAAGUCUCAACAGGUUGGAGUUGAUUGUGAUGAGACUUUUAGUCCUGUGGUGAAACCGGCAACGAAUCGUACUGUUUUGAGUAUUGCUAUGGGUAGGGAUUGGCCCAUUCAUCAGUUAGAUGUUAAAAGUGCUUUUCUUCAUGGGGAUCUCAAAGAAACUGUGUUUAUGCAUCAGCCUCCGGGUUUUGUAGACCCAAAUUCUCCUACUUAUGUCUGCCGAAUUCGCAAAUCUCUUUAUGAUUUAAAACAGGCCCCCCCGAGCGUGGUAUCAAUGUUUUGCUAACUAUCUUUUGCAGAUUGGUUUCACUUGCAGCAAGAGUGAUAAUUCCCUAUUUAUUUUGCGACAUGGUUCUAAUGUUGCUUAUCUCUUACUCUAUGUUGAUGACAUUUUUGUA
Messenger RNA from Chenopodium quinoa (quinoa), 1500 nucleotides. RefSeq lists its product as uncharacterized. The record is from RefSeq and is a predicted model, not a curated record. The transcript has a single exon. NCBI's taxonomy places the organism in Eukaryota, Viridiplantae, Streptophyta, Magnoliopsida, Caryophyllales, Amaranthaceae. The coding region runs from base 813 to 1388 and encodes 191 amino acids.